Molecule: messenger RNA, 2110 nt
Organism: Morus notabilis
Lineage: Eukaryota; Viridiplantae; Streptophyta; Magnoliopsida; Rosales; Moraceae
Exons: 8
Coding region: 364-1965 (533 amino acids)
Biological process (GO): negative regulation of DNA-templated transcription
Cellular component (GO): nucleus
Molecular function (GO): transcription corepressor activity
Source: RefSeq, a predicted model, not a curated record
AAAAAAAAAAAAAAAAAAAAAAGGAAAAGGGUCCAGUUAUCAUCUUCCUCGGCUUGUAAGCGAGGCACAAAAAACGGCGCGCUCCCGGUGUCUUGUUUUCUUUUCUCAGAAACGAUUCUCUCCUUUUCUAUUCAUCAGAACGAAGCCAAUACACAUUUCGCAGUCCUUCGAGGUUGAGGACGACUUAUUGGGAUUCUAGGGUUCCGAUUGGCUUUGCGAUUCCGGUCUCAUUUACUCUCUUCGCUGCCGUUCUGAUAUCGUAAGAUCCUCCACUCAUCCCGAACUGUCACAUUCUAAGUUGCUGUUGUUUGUUGGUGGAGAAAAGUUAAUAGAUUUGGAUCAUAGAUAGAUUUGAGGGGGAAAAUGGAAGGAGAGGAGGGAGAAGGGCUAAGGCUGAGCAAGAGAUUUUCAGAAACAAGUAAAAGCGGUGAGGUCGAUUACAAGAUGAAGGCGGGGACAGCGUGGAGCCACUCAUACCUCAACCAGAAGCCAUGGCAUCCUCUCUCCUACCCGAACCAACGCCGCAAGUGGAUUGCAGAGCAGACCCACGCCAAUCGCCACCGUCGCUCGGAGGAGGUCUCUCGCGAGUAUGCUCAAGAGCAAGAGUUCUUUCGGCAGACGGCUCUCGUCUCCAAGAAAGAAAAGGAAAAGCUGGAGAUUAUGAAAGCCGUUAGCUUCAUGUAUGUUCGGCCACCUGGUUACAAUGCUGAAAGUGCUAAAGCAGCAGAGAUUGCUGAUGAAAUCAAAACACAUGAGCAGGAAAACCCUUCCCAAGACCCAACCACAAGUGGGACGUCCACUUCAAUGCCCCCGGAAUCCAUGCCUGGUAGAGAUCACUUAGUCAGGGAAGAGAAGAAGAAACCAAGGCCAAAAGAUGUUUUUGGGCGCUCCUUACCAACUGAAGAAGAAUUUGAAGUUUUGAAAAAUGCUCCACGAUUGGAGACUGGUGUUCCUGCAAGGGUGAAACCAUUUGGAGUUGAAGUGCGCAAUGUGAAAUGCGUUAGAUGUGGAACUUAUGGUCACCAAAGCGGUGAUCGUGAGUGUCCAUUAAGAGAUGCUAUAAUGCCUAAUGAAGAGAGUCGAUUGAAAAGAGAUGACCCCAUGACUGCUAUUCUUGCCCACACAGAUCCUAGUGAGCCUCUAAAGUGGGAGCUAAAGCAAAAGCCAGGAAUUAGUCCUCCUCGUGGAGGCUUUAAACCAGAUGACCCCAACCAGCAAAUAGUUGCCGAGGACAUAUUUAAUGAGUAUGGAGGCUUCCUUAGCGGGGGUAACAUUCCGGAGUUGCUGACCAACUUCUCAAGCAAAUCCAAGAAGUCCAAGAAGAAGAAAAAUCACAAAAAGCAUCAAUUUUCAUGUGAUAGUGAUAGUGAGGAGUUGGAAGAAGAUGAAUCCUCUUCUGCUUCCGAGGAUGGAGAGAGGCGGCAAAAGAAAAGAAAACAUAAGAGGAAGAACAAGAAGCAUAAUCAUUCUGAAUCGAGUUCCUCAGAUGUUGAGUUGUAUAGGCAUAAAGAAAAGAGCAACCGCAAGUGUUACUCGUCAGGGGAAUCUGAUGCUGGCCGGCAUCAUUCUAGUACUGGAAAAAGAAGAAAGCAUUCGUGUUCAUCUGAAGAUUCUGGCAAGGAUAGGCAUCAUAGAAGUGACAAAAGGAGGUGCAGGCCUAUGAAAUCUUUACCAUCAAAGGAUUCGAAUUUUGAUAGGCAUUAUAAGAGCAGAGACGAGUGUUCCCAUUAUUCGUCCGAAGAUUCGGACCGCAAUGGUCAGUCUACAAGUAAGGGCAAGCAAAAGCAUUCUUAUUCACGUCAACAUUCCGAAACCAAGAGAGAGAAUCACAGCAGCAAGCAAAAGAGUAGACGGGGGAAUGAACAUGAGCAUUCACGUUUAUCUGUGUAUUCGGAGUCUAACCAACACCGGCGUAACCAACACCGGCGUAGCCAUCACCGUCGUCAUCAUCGGUCAGAGCCUUAGUCAAAAUGAGAGAUUUAUCGGUGAUUCACAACAAAAACUGCUCUGGCUGAGCAGGUGUCGUAGACCUGGAGCAGAAAAGGUCAACACUUAUGCUAUGUUUGGUAGGAAGGAAAGAAUAUAGGAUAAAAAAGAAAUAUGAAAGUGA